This is a messenger RNA of Candidozyma duobushaemuli, 3483 nucleotides long. It is a transcript of the gene RPA135, whose product is annotated as DNA-directed RNA polymerase I core subunit. The record is from RefSeq and is a predicted model, not a curated record. Gene Ontology annotation, biological process: DNA-templated transcription. The transcript has 2 exons. Bases 1 to 3483 code for a protein of 1160 amino acids. Gene Ontology annotation, molecular function: DNA-directed RNA polymerase activity; ribonucleoside binding; DNA binding. Gene Ontology annotation, cellular component: RNA polymerase I complex; nucleus. Lineage: Eukaryota; Fungi; Ascomycota; Pichiomycetes; Serinales; Metschnikowiaceae.
AUGGGUGCCCAGUUUAGGACCCUAGAACGUGAACAGAGGUUUAAGAACCCUCCCAAAGACAAAUCGUCCUUCCCCCUCCUAGCCGAGGCCGUCGCCCCACACAUUGGCUCCUUCAAUGCCCUUACAGAGGGUCCUGAUGGGGGACUUCUCAAUAUGGGUGUGAAGGAUAUCGGCACCAAGACGAUUUUCGAUUCUUCCGAUGAACUCAGGCUUGGAAACAAGCUCCAAAUCAAAGUCGAGUCGGUUCAGUUGGCCAAGCCCGCCGUGCCUCCAACGGACAAGCUCUCGGUUAACCGUAAGACUCUUCCCUCUGAGUGCAGAGAAAGAAUGACAACCUACAGAGGCAAGUUGAUGUUGAAGGUGACAUGGUCCGUCAAUGACGGCCCCGAGGUUUCUGAAAUUCGUGAUGCGGGUCAAGUCCCUAUCAUGAUCAGCUCCAACAGGUGUCAUUUGGAAAAGAUGUCCCCAAACGAGUUGGUUGCCGCCAAAGAAGAGAGUGACGAGUUGGGUGGAUACUUUAUUGUCAACGGUAUCGAGAAGUUGAUUCGUAUGUUGAUUGUGCAGAGGAGAAACCACCCUAUGGCCCUCAUCCGUCCCUCUUUCGGAAACAGAGGUAACUCGUACACCAAGUUUGGUUGCCAGAUCAGAUGUGUUCGUCCUGACCAAACCUCCCAGACCAACGUUUUGCAUUACUUAAAGGACGGUAACGUCACUUUCCGUUUCUCUUGGCGCAAGAACGAGUACUUGGUGCCUGUCGUGAUGAUCCUUAAAGCCUUGUUGGAGACCAAUGACAGAGAGAUUUUCGAUGGUAUCGUUGCUUCGGACAUUAACAACUCUUUCUUGACCGAUCGUCUUGAAUUAUUGCUCAGAUCCUACAAGUCAUACAACCUCCAUUCACAAAGAGAAACCUUGGCCUUUUUGGGUGACAAGUUCCGUGUGGUUUUCGAGGCUCCAGCUGACAUGUCCGAUAUCGAUGUUGGUAAAGAGCUUCUCAAGAAGAUCGUGCUCGUGCAUUUGCCAAACAACGCCGAUAAGUUCCGCAUGCUUCUUUUCAUGAUCCGUAAGUUGUACACUUUGGUGGCUGGUGAUUGUUCUCCAGACAAUCCCGAUGCUACUCAGCAUCAGGAGGUUUUGUUAGGAGGCUUCCUUUAUGGUAUGAUCAUCAAGGAGAAGAUUGAAGAGUACUUGCAAAGCAUCAAGGUUCAGAUCUCCUCUGACAUCAACAGGGGCACCAGAGUCAACUUCAGCGACAGGAAGUACAUGUCUCGUGUGUUCAUGAGAAUCAACGAGAACAUAGGUCAGAAGUUGCAAUACUUCCUUUCCACUGGUAACCUUGUAUCUCAAUCUGGUUUAGAUUUGCAGCAGGUCUCUGGUUACACUGUCGUCGCUGAGAAGAUCAAUUUCCACAGAUUCAUUUCACAUUUCAGAAUGGUCCAUAGAGGUUCUUUCUUCGCCGAAUUGAAGACCACUACUGUCAGAAAGUUGUUGCCAGAAUCUUGGGGUUUCUUGUGCCCUGUCCACACACCCGAUGGUUCUCCAUGUGGUUUGUUGAACCAUUUAGCUCACAAGUGUAAGAUUUCGACUGAGGAAUCAGAUGUCUCUCAGGUCCCAGCAGCAUUGGCCAAAUUGGGUGUUUCUCCAGCACAUACUUUCGCAGCUGGUCCCAAGUUGUGCUGCGUCCAAUUGGAUGGUAAGAUCGUCGGUUGGACAAGUCAUGAACAAGGUAAACUUGUUGCUGAUGCAUUGAGGUACUGGAAGAUCGAGGGCGGCCAUGGCUUGCCUCUUGAUUUGGAAGUUGGUUAUGUUCCUCCUUCUUCCAAGGGUCAGUACCCAGGUUUAUUCCUCUUUGGUGGUCGCUCGAGAAUGAUGAGACCAACCAAGUACUUGCCUCUCGAGAAGAAUGAUAUCCUUGGUCCAUUCGAGCAAGUUUACAUGAACAUUGCUCCUAAGGUUCACACCCAUGUGGAGUGGGCUCCUACAAACAUAUUGUCCAUUUUGGCCAACUUGACACCAUUCUCAGACUUCAACCAGUCUCCAAGAAACAUGUACCAGUGUCAGAUGGGUAAGCAAACCAUGGGUACUCCAGGUACCGCUUUGGUGCACAGAUCAGACAACAAGCUUUACAGACUUCAAACAGGUCAGACCCCAAUCGUCAAGGCUAACUUGUACGAUGAAUACGGUAUGGAUAACUUCCCUAACGGUAUGAAUGCUGUUGUUGCUGUCAUCUCAUAUACUGGAUAUGAUAUGGACGAUGCCAUGAUCAUCAAUAAGUCGGCUGAUGAGAGAGGUUUCGGUUACGGUACAGUUUACAAGGUUGAGAAAGUUGAUCUCUCAAUGACCCGUAAGAGAGGUGACCCAAUCAUUCAGCACUUGGGUUUCGGCGAUGAUGAAUACCCAGAAGCUUGGAGAGAGAAGUUGGACGAUGAUGGUUUGCCAAUUAUUGGCGUCCAUGUUGAAGAAGGUGACCCAAUUUGUGCAUACUACGACGACACCAUCGGCAAGACGAAGGUGAAGACGUACCACUCCAGUGAGCCAGCCUACAUUGAAGAAGUCAAGCUUCUCGCAGACGAAACCGGUGACUCCGAGUGCCAGCUGCUUACGAUCAAGUACAGAGUUACCAGAGCACCAUUGAUCGGAGACAAGUUCUCCUCGAGACACGGACAGAAGGGUGUUUGUUCGAGAAAGUGGCCCCAGGUGGAUAUGCCAUUUUCUGAAACUGGUAUUCAGCCCGAUGUCAUCAUUAACCCGCACGCUUUCCCAUCUCGUAUGACCAUUGGUAUGUUUGUCGAGUCGCUUGCUGGUAAGGCAGGUGCUAUGCAUGGUAUCUCUCAAGACUCUACUCCUUGGACUUUCAGUGAGGACGAUACCCCAGCCGAUUUCUUCGGUGAACAGUUAAGAAAGGCCGGAUACAACUAUCACGGUAACGAGCCAAUGUACUCUGGUGUUACUGGUGAGGAACUCCGUUGCGACAUCUACAUUGGUGUUGUCUACUAUCAAAGAUUGAGACAUAUGGUUAACGACAAGUUCCAGGUCAGAUCCACUGGUCCCGUCAACUCCUUGACCAUGCAGCCUGUGAAGGGUCGUAAGAGAAACGGUGGUAUCCGUGUUGGUGAGAUGGAGAGAGAUGCCUUGAUUGGUCACGGUACUUCAUUCUUGCUUCAAGACAGAUUGCUCAAUUGUUCCGAUUACACGCAAACACCAAUUUGUCGCUCAUGUGGUCUGAUGCUCAAUACGCAAAUGUCUGUUCCUCGUAUUGGAACCUUCGCCACGAUAAGGUGCCGUGGAUGUGCGGAGAAGUUUGACUCUUAUGCUAAGAAGGGUCUCCAAGUCAGUGAUGCUGAUGUCUGGGAAGAUGGCCUGGGAACCAAGUUCGUUGGUGGGGAAAACACGACAACUGUCGCUAUUCCUUUCGUCUUGAAGUACUUGGACUCGGAGUUGGCUGCCAUGGGUAUUAAGAUGAGGUACAACGUCACGCCUCAAUAA